CCCAGGGGGCCAGGCAGUGAGGACGGUCACAGGGUGCCCCUGAGGGACUCUGCUGGGACAGCGGGGCCCUGAGGUGGUGCUUGGGGGCAAGUAAGGACCUUAAGCCCCCCUGGCAUGGGGGCAGCAGGGCCCAGAGGCAGGAGCAGGGGUCUGGCUACCUCUUCCCUGGGAGCUGGGAUCCAGUGGGGCAGCCGUGGGGAGAAGGAGCCAGAGGCUGCACCCCAGCCCCCCUUAGCAGCCCCCCAGGGCUCCUGUCCUUGCCGUACCCACAGGGCAGACGGUCCGCCUGGGAGUGAUGGCCCAAAUGAGGUGCAGUCAGGGGCUUGGCCCCUCUCCGGGAUGGAGCUUGCCUUGGGGAUACUCCCCUCUGCUGUGCCCCUCUCCCAGCCAGCCACUCCCCCCAUGCCCCAUUCUUCACCCCUCCGCCCCCAGCCACUCCGUGACCCAGGAGCCAGAUGGAAGCAGACACCCCCUAGAGGGGAAAGGCCCCCUGCCCCAUUCCCUUAGCCAGCUCUCCAUCCUAGCAAAGAGAGUUUCCAGCACCCAAAUCCCUUCCCUACCCUCCCCGUUCUGCUCUGAUCCUCUUCUGCCUCUGCCCAGGCAGACAACAUGGCCAUGGAGGAGGACUACGCGCUGACCCAGACCCAGACCGCCAGCCAGGUGCAGCGGAACUUGGAGAGAUUCUCAGGGGCUCAAGUGGAUCAGAAGGUGAGUGAAUUGGUGCAAUUCCUGCUGAUCAAGGAUCAGAAGAAAAUCCCCAUCAGACGGGCAGAUAUUCUGAAGAACGUCAUCAAAGACUACAAAGAGGUCUACUGUGAGAUCAUUAACCGAGCCAGCAGGACCCUCCAGCAGGUGUUUGGGCUGCAACUGGUGGAGAUAGACACUAAGCAUCACAUCUACAUCCUGGUCAGCAACCUGCCACGCCUGGAUGGGGAGAACCUGAAACAGGACGAUCGCACGGCGAAGCUGGGCCUCCUCACCGUCAUCCUCAGCUUCAUCUAUAUGAAGGGCAAUGCUGCUAAGGAGUCUGAUGUGUGGGAGAUGUUGAAGAAACUGCAAGUUGAACCCGGAAAGAGACACAAGGUCUUUGGGAAUGUCAGGGAGUUGGUGACUGUGGAAUUUGUCCAGCAAAAGUAUCUGGAGUACAGCCGCAUGCCCACCACAGACCUGGCAGAGUUUCAGUUCCAGUGGGGGCUGCGGGCCACCAAGGAGACCUCCAAAAUGCAGAUCCUGCACUUUGUCGCCAAGCUGCCUGUUGCUGGGAUCCGGGAAGGGGCCCCCCAGAUCCGCUGGUCCUGCAGCAUGGCGCAGCAACGCGGGGUGAACAGUCUGUGCUUCAACCAGGACCAGAGCUGCUUCUGCUGCGCGAUGGAGUCCGGGGUGCGAAUCUACAAUGUGGAGCCGCUCAUGGAGAAAGGGCACCUGGAUCACGAGCAGGUGGGCAGCGUGGCCCUGGUCGAGAUGCUGCAUCGAUCCAACCUCUUGGCCAUUGUGGGGGGAGGAGGGAACCCCAAAUUCUCAGAGAUCUCAGUGCUGAUUUGGGACGACGCCCGCGAGGGGAAGGGUGGCAAAGACAAGCUGGUUCUGGAAUUCACCUUCACCAAACCCGCCCUGGCUGUGCGCAUGAGACACGACAAGAUCAUCAUUGUUCUGAGGAACCGUAUUUACGUUUAUUCCUUCCCGGAGAACCCCACCAAGCUCUUUGAGUUCGACACACGGGACAACCCCAAAGGGCUCUGCGAUCUCUGCCCCAGUCUGGAGAAACAGCUGCUGGUGUUUCCUGGGCACAAAUGUGGCAGCCUGCAGCUGGUGGACCUGUCGAGCACCCAGCCGGGCACCUCGUCGGCACCGUUCACCAUCAAUGCCCACCAGGGCGAGAUCGCCUGCGUCUCCCUCAACCAGCCGGGCACCGUGGUGGCAUCGGCCUCCCGCCAGGGCACCCUGAUCCGCCUCUUCGACACCCAGAGCAAGGAGAAGCUCGUGGAGCUGCGCCGGGGCACGGACCCUGCCACGCUGUACUGCAUCAACUUCAGCCACGACUCGUCGUUUCUUUGCGCGUCGAGUGACAAGGGGACCGUUCACGUCUUCGCCCUGAAGGACACACGCCUCAACCGCCGCUCCGCGCUGGCGCGCGUGGGCAAGGUGGGCCCGGUGAUCGGCCAGUACGUGGACUCGCAGUGGAGCCUGGCCAGCUUCACGGUGCCGGCGGAGUCGGCCUGCGUCUGUGCCUUCGGCCGCAGCUCCGCCAAGACCGUCAACUCCGUCAUCGCGAUCUGCGUGGAUGGCACCUUCCACAAAUACGUCUUCACGCCCGACGGCAACUGCAACCGGGAGGCCUUUGACGUCUACCUGGACAUCUGCGACGACGACGACUUCUGAGCCCCCCGCGCUGGGCCCGAGGCCGGAGCCGCAGAGGGGGCAGCUGUUCAUGGACUUCUAGCCGUGGGAACACUCAACUCCAGCUCUGAGAUCCACCUCCCCUCCCGCGGAGAUGCAGCCACCUCUGGGGCGGGCUGGCUGGGCAUCACGCUGCUCUGCGCUGAGAUGCAGCUCAGUUUGAAACAGCCCAGGAUUGAAACCAGACCCUCUGGUUUCUCACCCCACUGCCUGGAGGGGAACAGCCUGGCUUUUAUCUUCUACUACUGCUCCCUUCUAGUGGCACAGACACACCCCAGCCUCAGUCCCAUGGGGAGACACUGUACCCCCCCAUGUUCACCGCUUGUAAUGGCUACGAUAUUUUGUACAAAGUAUACCUUGUGAGGUAUCAUUUGAAAAGCCACAAUCUGCUGAA
Messenger RNA from Caretta caretta (loggerhead turtle), 2791 nucleotides. NCBI's taxonomy places the organism in Eukaryota, Metazoa, Chordata, Testudines, Cheloniidae. The record is from RefSeq and is a predicted model, not a curated record.